UCCUCUUUUCUACUCUUGCAGGCUCCUCAGUGUGAACAUGCAUUCUGUUCUGUGUGUAUCCACGAGUGGUUGACCAGACAGCCUACAUGUCCUGUAGAUCGUAACCCCAUCACACCCAAUCAAUUGAAGUGUGUCCCCCGCAUCCUACGUAACUUGCUGUCUCGACUGACCAUAAGCUGUGAGAACGCCAACUACGGUUGCACAGCAAUACUCAAUCUGGACAUGUUGCAGACACACCUCCAAGAGUGUGAACACAACCCAAAGAAACCAGUUCACUGUGAAGCUGGAUGUGGACUUGUGGUGCCCAUGGAUGAAUUCAAAGACCAUAAUUGUGUUCGAGAACUGAGGAAUUUGGUCCAACAACACCAACAGAAAAUGUCCGAAAUGCAAGUUGAGCUCAUGGAACACAAAUUACAACUGAAAGAACAGAAGCGAGAGAUGCAGCAGCUAAAAGAAUACAUGCGCUGCAUGAGGGUUUCAAAUCCCCGGAUUAGAGAGAUGCAGUCAGAAAUGGAAAAUGCAGAUGUUGUUAGAUGGGUAUCAAACCUUCAGAAAGCUCGUGUCACUCGAUGGGGUGGUAUGAUUUCUACACCAGAUACUGUAUUACAGGCUGUCAUCAAACGAGCCCUUAUCGAUAGUGGCUGUCCUCCACAUAUUGUUAACGAACUUAUGGAAAAUGCCCAUGAGCGGCGCUGGCCUCGAGGGCUUGGUACCCUUGAGACACGACAGCUUAGUCGACGGCAGUAUGAAAACUAUGUAACAAAACGUAUACCAGGAAAACAAGCUGUGGUGGUCAUGUCAUGUGAAAACGAACACAUGCCAGAAGACUUAAUACUGGAACCAGGUCUUGUAAUGAUCUUCGCGCAUGGUGUCGAAUGAGGUAAGGUCUUGUCAUUCCAUUUGGUCGUUCUUUCUUAG
Messenger RNA from Octopus sinensis (East Asian common octopus), 918 nucleotides. Its product is annotated as E3 ubiquitin-protein ligase NRDP1. The annotation marks the transcript as partial. The transcript has 5 exons. The record is from RefSeq and is a predicted model, not a curated record. Gene Ontology annotation, biological process: protein ubiquitination. Gene Ontology annotation, molecular function: ubiquitin protein ligase activity. Lineage: Eukaryota; Metazoa; Mollusca; Cephalopoda; Octopoda; Octopodidae.